Messenger RNA from Juglans microcarpa x Juglans regia, 474 nucleotides. RefSeq names its product LRR receptor-like serine/threonine-protein kinase EFR. Gene Ontology annotation, molecular function: protein kinase activity; ATP binding. The coding region runs from base 1 to 474 and encodes 157 amino acids. The record is from RefSeq and is a predicted model, not a curated record. Gene Ontology annotation, biological process: protein phosphorylation. NCBI's taxonomy places the organism in Eukaryota, Viridiplantae, Streptophyta, Magnoliopsida, Fagales, Juglandaceae. The transcript has 2 exons.
AUGGCAUCAGCACUAGAAUAUUUCCAUUAUGGUUAUUCAACAACUAUUGAUCAUGGUGAUUUGAAGCCUAGCAACAUCUUACUAGAUGAAGAUUUGGUUGCACAUGUUGCUGAUUUUGGUAUAGCUAAACUAUUAGGCGAUGGAGAUUCUAUGAUGCGAACCAUGACUCUCGCUACUAUCGGUUAUAAGGCACCAGUUGAUGCAGCCAUUCCAAAUAUUGCAACAGAUCAAUCUGCUCUUCUUGCCUUAAAGUUUGGUAUUUCUCAUCCCGACCCUGAUCAUAAUAUUCUAGCGAGCAAUUGGUCGACCAAUACAUCUGUUUGCAGUUGGAUUGGUGUCACUUGUGGUUCUAAACAUCACCGAGUCAUAGCCUUGAACCUUGCUUACAUGGGUCUUGAGGGUACCAUUCCUCCACAGAUAGGAAACCUUUCAUUUCUUGUUAGUCUGGGCCUAAGAAACAAUAGUUUCCAUUAG